GUGUGACGUUACAUUUCGAUACAUUUCCGAAACGCCGCAAACGCCCACCCGAUAAAAAAAAAAAAAUAUAAUUUUAUAGCCGGCAACGAUACAAUAAUAUAAUACAUUAUCUAGGUACUGCUAUAUCGUCCUCGGUCUGCGUUAUCCUCAGCUCGGAAUAUCCUUUAUCGAGACCGCGUGCCUGCUGGGUAGGCAACUAUGUGUAGGUACACAUAACGACGCGGCCGAAACCUUAGGACGGGAUUGCGAACGACAGUUAAUUAAAUCUCGUUAUUUUCUCAUUUAUAUCGUGUAAGCCGCGGUUUAGAUAUGAAAAGUUCAAAUUACGGUUAUAAUUACUUUUAUUUUUCUUGUCACGCGGGUUUCGUAACAGUUUUUAAUAGUGCAUAGGCCCCCGAUAUUAAACUGAAAAAAACCGUGUUCCGGGUGGUGUACCGCCUAUAUAGUUAAACAUCUUUAUUUUUAUUUUUUCGUCCCCAGAGUGCGUCUGAUCCGGUUGACAAAUAACAAUAUGCGUUCAUAGUUUUUUGUGUAUGUGAUGAAACAAAUUCCAGACCGAUUAUACGUUAUUACAGAGCGCGUGUACGUCAAAACUGUUCCCAACGAUUUAUUCCAGAUUAACGUAUUAUAUUAUAUAUUAUAGUAUUAUUAUCAUUAUAAUGUUCGUUGCGUUUGUACGGUUGUUUGGGGAGAAGGGGUCGGAUAUUGUGUGUCAGUAUACAUAACGGUUCGUACCAUCUCCAAUAACCAAGUUCGAGUGUGAGCACUGAACACCGUCAGACUCUGAUAACGUGUAAAAAAGCAUACACCUUUUCUGACCAAUUCACCCAUCGUUGCCGUCCGCUUAGCACAAUAUCGAUCAAUUCACCUUUGCACGGUAGUCUCUCAAUUGUACCGACGAGGGCUGUGUUCGGCGGUUUUGUUGUUCUUCCACGAGUGAUGAUUAAUUUUAAUUUUUAAUACGCGAAUUUAAGUUCGAUAUUUCUGAAGAACGUCAAGAAGCCCGAGACAAUCCCGGACAAUUUCGGCGUAGAUUACAAAUAAAUUUUUCCAAAAAUGGCUGAAACACAAUCAAAUAUCCAAGAGUUUUUUAAAAAUAAAUCUGUCUUUGUCACCGGAGGUACCGGCUUUCUUGGUAAACUAAUCAUUAACAAAUUGAUUAGAUCAUGUCCUCAGAUCAAACAUAUAUAUCUACUUGUAAGGGACAAAAAGGGGAAAAAUGCGCAAGACAGACUAGAGGAUAUAUUUAAAAUGCCGAUAUUUAAAGACAUCGAUGAUUCAAAAUUAAAAAAAAUUAUUGCACUCAGAGGUGACUGUAGCCAAUCAGAUUUGGGACUAUCUAUCGAAGACCUGAAUACGUUAAUCAAAGAGGUAAAUGUCAUAUUUCAUAGUGCAGCCACAGUUCGGUUUGAUGAACGUCUUGAUAUUGCAAUUGGAAUAAACGUAAUCGGCGCCAGAGAAAUCAUAAAACUUGCUCACAAACUUGAUAAUCUUGAGUCGUAUUUGCAUGUCUCGACGGCUUUCUCCAACUGUCAUAAUAAACGUAUUGAAGAAAAGUUUUAUAAUCUACCAUAUAGCUAUGAAAAACUCAUACAUCUAUACAAAACAAAAAGUUCAAAUAUACUCGAAAAAAUGAAACCUUUCCUAUUGGGACCCAUGCCAAACACUUACGUCAUGACGAAAGCGGCUGCUGAACAACUGAUAAAGCGCGAAGCCAAGGGUCUUCCCGUCACGAUAGUCCGUCCGGCAAUCGUGACAGCGACCGCCAACGAACCUCUGCCGGGCUGGAUUGACAAUUUGUACGGACCAACGGGCAUCGUGACUGGCGUGAUGACGGGGAUAAUAAAAUCUCUGCCAUGCGACGUAAAUGCCGUCACGGAUCUGGUGCCGGCCGAUUUGACUGUGAAUGCGCUAAUAGCCGCGUCCUGGGACACAAACGUCAGACAUCGCAGUACCGAGCUGAGCGAAUCGAUCGAAAAACACACGGAAGACCCCCGCAUCUACAAUUUCGUGUCGUCGCCCGAAAACCCGUUGACUUGGGGAAUAUUUUCCACGACCCUGAUGUACUACAUCUUGCACCGGCCCACGGCCAAAGCCAUGUGGUAUCCGACGUUGAUAAUGAACUCGUCGGUGUUUUUACACAAGAUCACCGUGCUGGUAUUGCACUAUCUACCCGCGUUCCUGUUGGAUUUAGUGUUCAUUUGCACUGGAAAUAAACUCAGAUUAGUCGAUCAAUACAAGAAAAUAGGAAAAUUCACUGACAUACUGGAAUACUUUUCUACGAGGGAAUGGAUCUUUUGUAAUAAAAACGUACAAAGUUUGUGGAACAAUUUAAGCAAAGACGACAAAACGCUGUUUCCAUUUGAUAUAAAACAGAUGCAUUGGGAAGAGUACUUGGAUACAUACCACAAAGGAAUAAUGACAUUUUUACUCAAAGAAGGACCGGACAAGUUACCGGAGGCCAGAAAACGUCUUCACGGUUUAUAUAUUUGUCAUAUGAUCUUCAAAGGUGCAGUCUACAUAGGACUCGUGAUGUUAUUAUGGGUGAUUUUAAAAAGAAUGUUUUUAGCUUAAUUGUGACUAACAUGGAUGUAUGUACUACAUGAUUACAAGUAAGCUUGGAUUCAAUUUUAAUCACAUUAAACAUAUAGCUACCAUGAAGUACAAGAUUCAGUAAAUAUGUUUUACAAGUUGUUAUCCUUUUUUGACAAAUCAAACAAACCAUUACCUAUUUAAUUUUGUGUACCUUAAUUUAUUGUCAUAUAUUUAUGUAUAAUAUAUUUAUAUUUUUUUUAUUGUCAAUUUCAAAUCUAAAUCGAGUUAUAUUCAUAAUUUAAGGAGUUCCUGAUAAUUAAUCAAUUAAGUUUUUUUACAUUAGAUAGUAAAUGUAUAAUAUUAUGUGUUAAGUAUUAAUGUAAAAAUUGUAUUACAUUUAAGUUACAUAUUAAUUAUAUAGGUAUUUAUUUUAUAUAUAUAUAUAUUUGUUAACUCAAAAUGUAUUAUUCUGUAAGGUUAGAUUAAAUAAUUUAUUGAUUCGUUUAUCAUUUAAAAUUAUUUUUAGAACUCAAAAAUUAUUAAAAAAUAUUUAUUUUAAUGUUAGAUAUUAUAAAAUAAAUUAUAAAGUUUAUAGGUAAUAUGUAUAUAUAUAAUAAUAUUGCAUUAAUUAUUAUAUUUGAAAAUCAUAAGCAAUUUAGCUAAAAUGAAUAGAAUUUAUAAUAAUUAAAUAAAUGUUUAUUAUCAUUAUGGUAAUACAUAUCAGUGUCUAAUUUAAAACAUACAUGUUCAUAACAAAUAGCUCUUAUUAGAUUAAUUAAAUAAUACUGUUAUAGUUGUUAUACUUUAUAAUUUAUACUUGUAUUGUCUUAAAAAUUCUAUUGACUUAAACCAAGUCGUGUGUAAGAGUGGAAGCAAUAAUAAAAUUAUGGAUAUCUUGUCUAAUAACAAUACAAUUAAUUAACUUUAUAAUAUUUUCUUUUAGGCUACCAUUAAUUUUCCAAUUUAUUGGAUUAUUUGGCUUAUGAUGUGCAAAUGAUUUGUAAUAACCACUUGUCACUCCGAUACUGAUACCUAUGUGUAAAUCACUAUUAUAUUUAAAUAUAAUAGUCUCAAUAAAUGUAUGUAAUAUACUGUAUGAUAGAAAAUUUAGAUAUAA
Messenger RNA from Rhopalosiphum padi (bird cherry-oat aphid), 3652 nucleotides. RefSeq names its product putative fatty acyl-CoA reductase CG5065. The coding region runs from base 1057 to 2574 and encodes 505 amino acids. Gene Ontology annotation, biological process: long-chain fatty-acyl-CoA metabolic process. The record is from RefSeq and is a predicted model, not a curated record. NCBI's taxonomy places the organism in Eukaryota, Metazoa, Arthropoda, Insecta, Hemiptera, Aphididae. The transcript has 9 exons. Gene Ontology annotation, molecular function: alcohol-forming very long-chain fatty acyl-CoA reductase (NADP+) activity. Gene Ontology annotation, cellular component: peroxisome.